AUGUUCCACAUGAUUUGUAGCGUUUCGGAUACGCAGUUUCCAGUGGUUGUGAAGGAGAAUAAGGACGGAUCGAAGCAGCCUCUCAUCAUAACUCCUGAGUUGAGACGUUCUGCUGAGAGACCCGCAGGUUUAGCUGUGGCAGCGCUCAAGACGCUGUUAUCCAGAACUAUGUCAACAGCUGUCAUUGAGGAUAUGAAUCAGGCGAGAGGAUGGACUGAGUGUCUUGAUCGAGAGUUGUUCAUAGGCGCGAUUACAGUAUUGGUUCGUUCCCUGGUAGAACACCGACCAGAAUGGGUGGAUUCGCUAGCAAGAAGUGUGAUGGAGAAGUCAAGCCAUGAAAGAGAGCCGAUGCGUCUGGCAGCUGUGAUUGUGUCUUCAGCGCUUGUGAAGAAAUCUCCGGACUCCAAUGGAGACUUCAAUGAGAAAUUGCUAAUUGACAGCGUGCGUUUGUUGGAGAAUUCUCUCACAGAUCAGAGCUUGCGGAUACGGAAGUUUAUUUCUUUGUUUAGCUAUGCGUCCGUGGCUUGGGUGAGUUAUCGGAAUGCUCAUCGGAAUCGAUCGCGGAACGGAUUUGCGAGCAUUGCAGUUGAAGCUGCAAUGGGAGGACUUGAUGAUCUUGGAGACAAAAACGACACGGUAGCAAUGGAGUCAAUAGUAGCUCUGAACAAGCUCGUCUCAAAGACGAAUGACGCUCAACUGCAUUCGAUACUUCGACAGGUCCUUUUGAAGAUUCGUCCUUGUUUCGAGAAGGAAUCGGCACCAUUACGGGCAGCAUCAUUUAGCCUCUUCGGCGAGUUGGCGGCUCGUAUUGGUGGCGAGAACGAAGAAUUUAUGUCACAUCUUCACGCAAACAUCGUCGCGCUUCUCCUGCAUCUCAACGAUGAGGACGAAAACGUGAGAAAGCAAGAAACUGUUGUUCGUGAGGCGAUGCUUGAAACCAUGCGGCUAAUAGCCAUUUCCAUACAUCCAUCAAGACUACCUGGAGACUACAGAUUUGAUGCUCGAAAUGAAUUGAUUGGAUAUAUCAAGGAUUACGUGCAAAGCGAGACACCUGAAAUGCUGUCUAGCUCUCUCCGGCUCCUGGCGGCAAAAGCUACUGCGGCUCUUGUACGCCUCGAACCUGCUCUGAGUGACGAUGAUGUUUGGGAUUUGGGUUGUGUAUUGACGCAGUAUAUUUUGCCCAUGUGUCGUGAGAAGAGCGGACUGAAAACGUUGGCCUAUGACUUGUUCGACUACGCAUCGACGUCGAUUUCAUCGUUUACGUCGUCUAGUAGCCGUGCCAGUACAAAGAAGAUUGAUGAUGACGAAUCCGCGACAAUUAUGGAUGCUACGGUGGCGCAAUACGGAAACGCACUGGAAGCGAUAGUCGAAAUGCGACCGACCGUUGGUACAGUUACACAGCUGCUGAAGAUGCUGCUGCCUUAUUACGGAAAACUGGCUGAACAUGAACGUAGCAGGUCGAUAGAUGCCACUGUACAAGUUUUACGUGUGUAUCUGGACAGAGCUGAGGAUAUAAGCAUAGGAAUAGCGAGUGAUUUUGGACCGUUGUCAUCGUUGUUAGCCCGACUUACUCCUCGUUUGGUUGAUUCGUUGGCGCUUGUACGUCAUCAGUCUCUUGUGGCUAUUCAUUACGCAUUUCGUCUUGCUAAUGCGUAUAAGGGCCAUGGCACGCUCACAGAUUCCACACUGUUCAGAAUUGAUGAAUUUGCCCGGACGUAUCUGAAUAAUGAAGGUCGUCUCGAUGUUAAUGAUGCUAAGAAAGCAAUAAGGAAAAUGGCGGAGGUGAGUGGAACAUUCCUGAAAUGGUUUUUCCCCGUUUACUGGCUUCAUGACCUUGAGCUGCUGGUUAAGGUAAUAGAGUCGCGCUUACCACAAUGCCAGAUGCAGACCUAUCUGUCAGCGCUAUUCGAGAUGUUGACAGAUCGUCAGAGUCAGGUCUCGUCAGCUGCCGCUCAGUUGCUCACAUAUGCCCUGACGUGUCGUGGAGCGGUUCUUGUCCACGAGGCUGAUACAUUGGUGACAACAAUACUCGCUCGAUUACCAGAAGUGCAUUCCUGUGUGCAAACCUACACCGACUUGAUGGCAGCGCUUGUUGCAUUUGCCACUCAUCAACAAACGGUCGUGUGUGAUGUGAUGUUACGCCAACCGCUGCCGUAUUCUGUGCAGCUUUUGGAUGCAUGGGAGUGCUUGUCCAGAGAACGGUCAUUGUUCGUAAACACUCUUGAUUAUCUUCUGGAACUGCUAACAGGCGCGCUGGAACAUCCGUAUGACGUUAUGGAUACUGGAGGCGGUAGCUCUGUGAAGAUAGUUCACGUAGAACCGUGCCAGUAUACAGCUGCUAUUACGGAAGUUAUCAAGCACGGAGAACCAGAAUGGACAUUAUAUGAGAGAGUACCGGUGCUUAUCGCCGCAAUGUUUCACAUGAUUUGUAGCGUUUCGGAUACGCAGUUUCCAGUGGUUGUGAAGGAGAAUAAGGACGGAUCGAAGCAGCCUCUCAUUAUAACUCCUGAGUUGAGACGUUCUGCUGAGAGACCUGCAGGUUUGGCUGUGGCAGCGCUCAAGACGCUGUUAUCCAGAACUAUGUCAACAGCUGUCAUUGAGGAUAUGAAUCAGGCGAGAGGAUGGACGGAAUGCCUUGACCGAGAGUUAUUCAUAGGCGCGAUUACAGUAUUGGUUCGUUCUUUGGUAGAGCACCGACCAGAAUGGGUUGAUUCGCUAGCAAGAAGUGUGAUGGAGAAGUCAAGCCAUGAAAGAGAACCGAUGCGCCUGGCAGCUGUGAUUGUGUCUUCAGCACUUGUGAAGAAAUGUCCGGACUCCAAUGGGGACUUCAAUGAGAAAUUACUUAUUGACAGUGUACGGUUGCUGGAGAAUUCUCUCACAGAUCAGAGCUUGCGAAUACGAAAGCUAUGCGUCCGUGGCUUGGGUGAGCUAUCCGAAUGCUCAUCGGAAUCGAUCGCAGAACGGUUCGCGAGCAUUGCAGUUGAAGCUGCAAUGGGAGGCCUUGAUGACCUUGGAGACAAAAAUGAUACGGUAGCAAUGGAGUCAAUAGUGGCUUUGAACAAGCUCGUCUCGAAGACGAAUGACGCUCAGCUGCAUUCGAUACUUCGUCAGGUUCUUCUGAAGAUUCGUCCAUGUUUUGAGAAGGAAUCGGCACCAUUACGGGCAGCAUCGUUUAGCCUCUUUGGCGAGUUGGCUGCUCGUAUUGGUGGUGAAAACGAAGAAUUUAUGUCACAUCUUCACGCAAACAUCGUCGCGCUUCUCCUGCAUCUCAACGACGAGGACGAAAACGUGAGAAAGGCAUGUAGUACGACAUUCAAUCAAGUACACCCAUUAUUCAAUGUGGGAACCUUUUCGUCGGUUGUCGAAAGGGAAAUGAAAGGUGGCAGAUUACCGGCCAGUUAUACGGCAGUGCAACGGGAUCUGGCUAGUGUUUUGGCGUUAUCAUUUCCUGAUCGAGUAAAUCAAUACGCGUUGACGUGCAGUAAUUACUUCAAAAGUUCGAAUGCACGUAUCCGAGCGAACGCAGCCCUUCUGACUGGUCAUAUGCUGGGAGUUUUGACACCACAACUGCGGGCCAUCAUCAGCAAAGAUCUAGUCUUCUCUAGUCUUGUUCUGCUUCUGCGAGACCCAGAAGAUGUGAGCGUAAGGAUAGCUGCCGCCAAAGCUGUUGGAAGCCUCCAUGACUUUGCUUAG
Cooperia oncophora is the source of this 3693-nucleotide messenger RNA. Lineage: Eukaryota; Metazoa; Nematoda; Chromadorea; Rhabditida; Trichostrongylidae. The record is from the annotation of a GenBank genome assembly.